AAAAAUCAAUACUAUUUUGAUAUUUUCUUAUUAAUUUAAAGAUAUUAAUAAAUAUAGAUUUUAAUAAAAAAGGAGUAAAUUGUAAAUUACUCAAAGCUAAAAUCUUAUGAAGUAAUGGCUGAAAAUUCUGAUGUCUUGAAUAAAUACAUUUAAAUUAGGAAUUAAUUCAGAAGUAAAUCACGGGGAAGGAGUAGCAAAAAUAAUUUUAGUGUAUUAAAAAAAGAUAUAUACCAUAACCUAUCUCCUCGCAAUAAAGAAGAUAGAGAAAUCAUUCAAUAAUAAGAAAAGAGUUAAUUUGUCUUAGAUCUUUCUAAAAUUAACAUAAAUAACUCUCAACAAGAUAAGGCAUAGCCUGAAGUAAUUGAAAAUACAUCUUAUGUGUAAUUUUAAAAAGAUUUAAAUCUGCAGUAUGAUAAAGCAGUCUAAGAUCAAAUAUAUUCAGAACGAUAAACUAAAUAAAAGCAGCUUUAUAUCCCUAAUCUUAGAAAGCACUUAGAGGACUUCAAAAAAAGAAAAUAUUAAAGCCCUAGCGUUUCUCAAAGCAUAGUGGCUAAAAAUCCAUCUCAAAAAAUAGAAUUUCCUUAAGAAUGCAUUUAAAAAUUAGCAAAUGACAUGAUACAAAAUUACAAGCAAGGAAAACAAAGUGCUAAAUAUGAAUAAAUUAUGGAUUUUAUAAAAGGAAAGCCUUUUUAUUUAAAACUAGGAGAAAUGAAGUAUAGGAAAAGUGAAAAAAAUUAGUAUAAUAUUUAAGAAUAACCUAUUAAUUUGUAGUACUAGCAUAUUAGAGAAAAGAACUAGCAGAUGGGAGAAAGGCCUCUAAGCAAAGAAAAAAGAAUAGAAUAAGAUUAACAGACUAAAUUAUGGCUUGAAUAAUAAAAAAAUAUUAUUUAAGAUGGAGAAUAGAAUAACUUAAGCUUUAGAGUUAGAUGCUCAAGUAACUAAUAAAAAAGAUAAAGAGUGGCUAGCAUGAUUUCUUCUAAAAAAGUUGCUGAAGAAAAUUUGAAUGGUUACCAUUUCAAUUAACUUUAAAAUAAAACUCCAUCAUCUCAAGAUAUUUCGAAAAUAUGGAAUAACAGUGGCUCAAUUUAAUAAUAACCUCAUAAGGAAAAAGAUAAGAACAUAAAUAGUCGCUAGAACACUCCUAACUCAUUUAUACAACCAAAUUAAUUCACCCUCAAAAAAAAAGUAAGGGAACUAUCGAUAUCCAAGACUGCAUUUGAGUCUGUUUAGGGAGCUGAAAAUGAAAUAUUUAUCGAAUAAUCUUCAACAAGGAUAGAUGAUUUGUAUAAAACUCCGAAUGCUUAUUAGCAUAAAUAAAAUUAUUGCAGUCCCAAUAAUGCAUCUUAGGAAACAUACAGUACAUUCUUAACUCAAGACCUCAUUUAAUCUAAUUUUGAAAACACUUCUUAAAAGAUUGAUAAAAAAACAAAAUCAAAAGAUUUGACUAUUCUUGUGUAAGGUGAUACAACAUAGAUAAAUAACAGUAAUAAUAAUAAAAAUAAAAAUAGCUAUACUCCUUUGAAUUCUAAUUAAAAUAACAAUAGUUUAGAUUAAAAAAAGCACCACUAAUUUCAGUUUGAAAAAUAAGCUCUAGUAAAAUUAAAUCUAAAACUUUAAAGCUAACUUAGGGAGCGUUCUCAGUAAUAAAAUUAAGUUUCUUAAACACAUAGAGUUAGACCUGAAAGCCACAAUGAAUUUAAAGAUGUAUAAUAUAAUAGUUCAUCAAAUACACCAAGAAUGAUGUAUAAAAUAUCUAGAAACUAGCCAAGAAGUGUACUGGGUAACAGAUUGCAUAAAAAAGAAGAUUCUAUUGAAAGCUUGGCUUGUAGUAGUAUUUUAAAUGAUUGCAAUGAUAUUAUCAAAGGUAGUUCUAUAGAAUAAAUUGGGCAGGCAGAUUAUUUUAAUGAAAAGUACUAUGAAAAAAAUUUAAUUUAAAAUGAAAGAAAGCAUAAAAUUAAAAAAGAUUUAAUUUAAUUAUGGAACUAAAACAAAAAUAAGAACAUCAAUGAAAAGGAAAAACUUCAAAGUGAAGAAGAAGAAUAGCAAUAAAUAAUAAAAUAAUAUAAAGACUAAUAACCAUUUAUUAAAAAUUAACUAUAGAAAAGUGGGGCUAUAAUUGACAGAUAUUUUCAAAGUCUAAAUGUAGUUAAGCCUUUUUUCUAAAAAAAGAUAUAAUCAAAAUCAAUUUUAUGA
Messenger RNA from Tetrahymena thermophila SB210, 2193 nucleotides. RefSeq lists its product as hypothetical. The record is from RefSeq and is a predicted model, not a curated record. The transcript has 2 exons. Lineage: Eukaryota; Ciliophora; Oligohymenophorea; Hymenostomatida; Tetrahymenidae.